CUAUGCGCCUCAUAAGAGCACAGCUCUCGUAUCGCUUUUCGUGAAUAUCCUCAUACGCGACAUCAUGCAUAUCGCCAACCUUUUCUACUCGGCCUUGCUGGUCGCCAGUGGCGCAGAAGCCUUGAAGCUCAAGCCCGGCUCCAAGGUCAAGCUCUCAAAUGUACAAAGCCUCACCCUGCGCAAGGACAUGGAGACAAGUCAUCGCCGAGUCGAAGCAAUGCCCCAGCUGAACUGCAUCGGUGGCUCUGCUCGAGGGCUCUAUGAUGUCGACAUCAUGCGCUGCAAGAACUCUGGCUCCGACUACGACGAAGACUCUAUCCAAUGGACAUGCUCGGCGUCCCUCCCCGAAGAGUUCAAACUCGGCUCCACAGACGUCAUCUGCGAGGGCUACGACUCCCCCGACGACCCAUACAUCCUGAAAGGCAGCUGUGGCGUCGAGUACCGACUCAUUCUGACGGAGAAGGGACAGGAAAAAUACGGCAGAGGAAAAGGAGGCUGGCGGGACGACGACGACAAUGAAUCGCAUGGCCCCAAGACUAUGGGCGAGAGGAUUGCGGGUGGCUUGUUUUUCGUCGUCUUCGCCGGCGUCGCGCUCUGGAUUCUGUACAACAUCUACCUCGGUUGGGCGCGAGGACCUGCAGGAGCGGGCGCUGGCGCAAACCGACCAGGCUGGGGAGGCGGAGGUGGUGGCGGUGGAUGGGGAGGAAAUGAAGGCUACGACGAGCCGCCUCCACCCUACGAGGACCAAUCUGGGACGGACAAACGACGCAGUGGAUACGGCACUACGCAAGGCUGGCGGCCUGGAGUCUGGUCUGGUGCGCUGGGUGGUGCGGCAGCGGGAUACGCAGCGGGACGGAUGGGCAACCAAGGCAAUCAGACAGGCAGUCGCUGGGGAGGUGGUGAUGGAGGGGGAAAUCAGUACGAUAAUGGCGAGGGUAGCUCGAGGUCUUCUUCGGGGGCGUCUUUCUCCUCGACAAGACAUGAGAGUACCGGGUUUGGGUCGACGUCGCGCAGAUAGUUGUGAGUUGUUUCUCAGUUGGCUAAGAAUGAUACCCCU
This is a messenger RNA of Dothidotthia symphoricarpi CBS 119687, 1057 nucleotides long. RefSeq names its product DUF1183-domain-containing protein. Gene Ontology annotation, cellular component: endoplasmic reticulum membrane. Lineage: Eukaryota; Fungi; Ascomycota; Dothideomycetes; Pleosporales; Dothidotthiaceae. The transcript has 2 exons. Gene Ontology annotation, biological process: regulation of store-operated calcium entry. The coding region runs from base 65 to 1018 and encodes 317 amino acids. The record is from RefSeq and is a predicted model, not a curated record.